CAAGCUAAUGAACAAAAAAAUAAUCAUUUUCGGCUUUAUUGAAAAAGAAAUGGACGAUAGCGUAAUUGUAAUUAACGAUUCAAUAACAACAAUUGAAAGCGAUGCGGAUGCCGAUGUGGAAGAUGGCGAAGUCACAGAAGCCGACACUGAACACGUUAACAUUGCCGCCAAAUCCCGUCAAUCACCCCCGCCCCCCGUCCCCACAAGGGAAACAAACAACGAACAGGAUGGCAAGGUGAUAUUUGAAGUGCAUUUCCGUGACCGGGACGACUACGAAAGUCUGCACAAGCGUCUGCUCAAAAUGUUAAAUACAACGUUUGCCGAAGAUGAAAUUGUGUUUAAAUUAAGCGAUUCGACGCCAAGCAUUAUUGCCCAUGAAAAGAGCGAAAUUGUUUCACUGCCUGAUGAUGAUCUCUUUUUGAUUGAUACGGCGCCAGCUGUGCGUUUAAAUGCCGCUCAAGUGCCUUCAUACAAGCGCAGCCACGGCGACAUCCUCGACGAGGAGACGUCGGCGCGCAAGAGACAGAAAUUGGAGGCGGUCAACAAAUGCUUCCGGCCCAAGGUGCAAUCAUCGUGCUUCAACUGCGGCGAUACGGAUCAUUCGCUGCGCGAGUGCACGCGACCCCGCAAUCAAGCCCGAAUUCAGCGUGCCCGCAAGCGUUCCAAUUUCCGCGCGGAUCGCUACCACGUAGACACGGAGCAACGAUUCGCCCACAUUCGACCCGGCAAGAUUAGCAGUAAGACACGCCAUGCGAUGGGCUUCAGUCGCGGCGAGUUGCCAUUCAUGUUCUAUCGCAUGCGACUGAUGGGCUACCCACCCGCCUGGCUCGAAGAGGCCAAGGUCCAAAGUUCGGGCAUUGCGCUCUUUAAUGCGGACGGCAGCGAAGUGCAGGGACCGGAGCAGGAGGAGGGCGAAGAGGACAGCUUUAAAUAUGAUAUCAAUAAAAUUAUUGAUUUCCCCGGCUUCAAUGUAGAGCCCGGCAGCAAAUUCUAUGAUGACUAUCAGCAUCACAAUGUACCUCGGUUUCAGGAGCAACAGCUCAAAGCAAACUUCAUCCAGUCGCUGGGUGAAAAUGUGACAAAGGGUUACAAACGCAAGAAACUAAUUGAGUUGCCCACGCCGCAUGAUGCGAAUCCUAUGACGAUUGAACGCGGCUCCAACUUAGUCGAGCACGACAUGGACGUCGAUGAUGGUGAGGAUGAGGCAGCUAUGCAGCCACCCCUGCCCACAGAGUGCAUACAGGCCGCACCGCCACCGCCGCCACCAACGGAAGGAACAGCAAAACGAGCACCAUCUCCGACGCUGGAGGAUCUCAGGGCGCAGCAGGCACAAUUGUUGCAGCAGCUCGAAUCUAACACUUCACUAAACGCAAGUGAAGUCGGCACAGUCGAGGUAACUGCGAACGAUGAAUCCACAAUAGAAACAGCUCCUGCUCCAGCUCCAGCUCCAUCUUCAGCUCCAUCUUCAGCUCCUGCAUCAUCUUCAGUUGCUGUUCCAGAAGUCAGCAAAGCGACAAUAUUUAAUGGUCCAUCAAUUGAAGGCACGCCCGUAUUGAAGUUCUCCAUCUAUGACAAGUUGCCAGUGGGCGAUAAUUUCAAGGUGGGCGUCAGCGAUGUGAUUAACUUUGAGAAUCUGCCCGAUUCCACAGGCAAAUACGAGCAAAUGAAAGGCGUGCUCAAAAAUGUACGCCAGCGAAUGGAAAAGCUGCAAAAUGAUGACAACUAAGUUGAGAUUGCAAUCGAUUUCGACAUGCUUUUAAUUUGUAAAUACACAAAAAUACAUAACAGACUCGGUUUUUAUUAACACACAAGCA
Molecule: messenger RNA, 1814 nt
Organism: Drosophila grimshawi
Lineage: Eukaryota; Metazoa; Arthropoda; Insecta; Diptera; Drosophilidae
Product: zinc finger CCHC domain-containing protein 8 homolog
Exons: 4
Coding region: 8-1726 (572 amino acids)
Cellular component (GO): catalytic step 2 spliceosome
Molecular function (GO): RNA binding; zinc ion binding
Source: RefSeq, a predicted model, not a curated record